CAUGUGAAUUAACAAACUCGGUUAAGAAUUAAGCAAACUUUUAACACUUUUUUCUCUUCUCCCGCCCGCCCGUCCUUAUCUGCAACAUAUUUCGUUUCUCUCUCUCUCUCUCUGAAAAAUAGAACAAAUAACAUUCAACCGAUGUGUUGUUUGAAUUGUCAGAUCUCUCUCUGAAUUUCUAGGUUGAAUCAGAUCUGAAUCAAAUUUAGGCAAUGCAUUCUAAUCAAGAUAAAGAGGAAAUGGAUUCUGGAGGAGAAAUUGAAGGUGGCGGGGAUGAAAAUGAGUUCCCAUCAGCUAUUAGGGGACGAAAAUACAGUCCCGUCGUGGCGCAUGAUAAUGAUCGGGCUGUUUUGGAGAUGUCCUCUAUUGAUCCUCGAUCUUCAUCCUCUCCUUAUUCCAAACAAGAUCUCAAGAAAGUCAAAGUGAAUAUGCAGUCAGAUGUGGCUCCCGAAGGUUCAAUGCCCAAUCACAGUGUCAACGGUCCUCAAAGAGAAUCCAAACUGGAACUGUUUGGCUUUGAUUCUCUUGUAAAUAUUCUAGGUCUCAAGAGCAUGACAGGUGAUCAAAUUCAAGCGCCACCUAGUCCGAGAGAUGGUGGGGAUGUGUCUAUUGCUCUUGAGCGGCCCAGGCCUAUUGCUGUCAAGUCUGGGACAUUGAUGGGUGUCUUCGUGCCAUGCUUGCAAAAUAUUAUGGGAAUCAUCUACUAUAUCAGAUUUUCUUGGAUUGUUGGUAUGGCUGGGAUUGGUGAGUCAUUGUUACUCGUCGCUUUCUGUGGAUCUUGUACUUUCCUGACCACAAUAUCAUUAAGUGCUAUUGCCACCAAUGGUGCCAUGAAGGGCGGAGGGCCUUACUAUCUCAUUGGUCGUGCUUUGGGUCCAGAAGUUGGUGUCAGCAUUGGACUAUGUUUUUUUCUUGGAAAUGCAGUUGCUGGAGCAAUGUAUGUAUUGGGAGCUGUGGAAACCUUCCUUGAUGCUGUACCAGCUGCUGGAAUUCUUAGAGAAACUGUCACAAGAGUUAAUGGUACAGAUAUUGCGGAGCCCAUUACAAGGCCAAGUUUGCACGACCUGCAAAUUUAUGGGAUUGUCGUGACUAUUCUUCUCUGCUUCAUAGUUUUUGGUGGUGUAAAAAUUAUUAAUCGUGUCGCACCGGCAUUCCUUGUACCUGUUGUAUUCUCAUUGGUGUGCAUAUUCUCUGGCAUUCUUUUGGCAAGGAAUGAUCGUCCAGCAGUUGGAAUCACGGGGUUGAGUUCGGAAUCUUUUAAGGACAAUUGGGGUCCUGCAUAUCAGAGGACUAGUAAUGCUGGGAUUCCAGAUCCUAAUGGAAAGAUAUACUGGAGUUUCAAUGCGUUGGUAGGUCUCUUUUUCCCUGCGGUGACUGGGAUCAUGGCAGGUUCGAACCGUUCAGCCUCGCUAAAGGAUACUCAGCGUUCAAUUCCUAUUGGGACAUUAGCAGCAACGUUGACGACUAGUGCCUUAUAUCUAGUUUCAGUGCUGUUCUUUGGAUCCGUUGCAACUCGAGAUAAGCUUUUGACUGACAGGUUGUUGACCGCUUCAAUUGCUUGGCCAUUUCCAGCAAUUGUUUAUGUCGGUAUCAUCCUUUCAACCUUAGGGGCAGCCCUUCAAAGCUUGACUGGUGCACCACGUCUCCUUGCUGCGAUUGCAAACGAUGAUAUUCUACCUGUUCUGAACUAUUUUAAAGUGGUAGAUGGAGGUGAGCCCCAUGUGGCUACUUUCUUCACUGCCUUCAUCUGUAUUGGAUGUGUCGUAAUUGGAAAUUUGGAUCUUAUUUCACCAACCAUAACAAUGUUUUACCUCCUAUGCUAUGCUGGUGUGAACUUAUCCUGCUUCCUUCUGGAUCUGUUGGAUGCUCCCAGCUGGCGACCUCGGUGGAAAUUCCACCACUGGAGUCUCUCUCUUGUUGGAGCUUUACUUUGUAUAGUGAUCAUGUUUUUAAUUUCAUGGACAUUCACUGUGGUAUCACUAGCUCUAGCAAGUCUAAUCUAUUAUUAUGUGAGUAUCAAGGGGAAAGCAGGAGACUGGGGUGAUGGUUUCAAGAGUGCAUAUUUUCAGCUUGCUCUUCGUAGUUUACGAUCUUUGGGAGCAAGUCAGGUACAUCCCAAAAAUUGGUACCCUAUCCCCCUCAUAUUUUGUCGUCCAUGGGGCAAGCUGCCAGAAAAUGUACCUUGUCAUCCUAAGCUAGCAGACUUUGCCAACUGUAUGAAGAAAAAAGGCAGGGGAAUGUCCAUCUUUAUUUCUAUUAUAGAUGGAGAUUACCAUGAACGUGUUGAGGACGCCAAGGCAGCUUGUAAGCAGCUAAGUACGUAUAUUGACUACAAGCAAUGUGAAGGUGUAGCAGAAAUAGUUGUUGCUCCCAACAUGUCAGAAGGCUUUAGAGGCAUUGUUCAGACUAUGGGGCUUGGGAAUCUCAAGCCAAACAUUAUUGUUAUGCGGUACCCUGAGAUAUGGCGGCGUGAAAAUUUGAUUGAAAUUCCUGCUACCUUUGUUGGCAUAAUAAAUGACUGCAUUGUUGCAAACAAGGCAGUAGUUAUUGUGAAGGGUCUAGAUGAAUGGCCUAAUGAGUAUCAAAGACAGUAUGGAACCAUUGAUUUGUACUGGAUAGUCAGAGAUGGUGGUCUUAUGCUGUUGCUAUCUCAACUUCUUCUCACAAAAGAUAGCUUUGAGGGCUGUAAGAUCCAGGUUUUCUGCAUUGCUGAGGAAGAUUCUGAUGCAGAGGGACUCAAGGCUGAUGUAAAGAAAUUUCUUUAUGACCUUCGGAUGCAAGCUGAGGUAAUUGUCAUUUCCAUGAAGUCAUGGGAAGGCCAAGGGGAGCAGCAAGAAUAUAUUGAAGCAUUCAGUGCUGCUCAGGGAAGAAUAGCUAGUUAUCUGGGAGAGAUGAAAGAGAGAGCGGAGAGGGAUAAGACUCCUUUGAUGGCUGAUGGAAAGCCAGUGGUUGUCAAUGAGCAGCAAGUUGAGAAAUUCCUGUAUACCACUUUGAAGCUGAAUUCAACGAUUCUAAAAUACUCGAGAAUGGCUGCAGUUGUGUUUGUAAGUCUUCCUCCUCCUCCUGCCAAUCAUCCAGCAUUUUUCUACAUGGAAUACAUGGACCUAUUGGUUGAAAAUGUACCCAGGCUCUUGAUAGUUCGUGGAUAUCGUCGAGAUGUUGUCACUCUGUUUACGUAGGUAGUUCUGUUCAUACGCUUCCUUUUUCUCUUCUUUUACCUCCUUUGCUUUAUCUUAAUAGUUUCAAUUCAAUUCAAUUUGUUACUUUUGUUGUUUUUCUCUUUUCUACUGGAGGUGGGUGUACAAUAUACUAGUUUUUGUAUCAUUAAUUCUUUUGAACUGAAUAUUUGGGGAAAGAAAAUUUUGUUAUUGAUGAAUCUCUAGGUGAUUAUUAAUUAGUCUUUUAAGAAAACGUUGAAAUAGAAAAUUUCGUUAUUGAUGAA
Solanum tuberosum (potato) is the source of this 3442-nucleotide messenger RNA. Its product is annotated as cation-chloride cotransporter 1-like. The record is from RefSeq and is a predicted model, not a curated record. Gene Ontology annotation, biological process: monoatomic ion transport; transmembrane transport. Gene Ontology annotation, molecular function: chloride:monoatomic cation symporter activity. Bases 213 to 3179 code for a protein of 988 amino acids. Lineage: Eukaryota; Viridiplantae; Streptophyta; Magnoliopsida; Solanales; Solanaceae. Gene Ontology annotation, cellular component: membrane. The transcript has 13 exons.